Molecule: messenger RNA, 1287 nt
Organism: Gregarina niphandrodes
Lineage: Eukaryota; Apicomplexa; Conoidasida; Eugregarinorida; Gregarinidae
Product: Gar1/Naf1 RNA-binding region protein
Exons: 1
Coding region: 1-1287 (428 amino acids)
Biological process (GO): ribosome biogenesis; pseudouridine synthesis
Source: RefSeq, a predicted model, not a curated record
AUGGUCCUGCCGGCAGAAGAUGAAGCGGCACUAAGCACGGUGGACCAAACCCUAGCCGGGGACCAAGCCCCAGUUAGGGACCAAGCCCAUGAUGGAUGCCAAGCCCACAUUAUAAGCCAAGCUCAAGACUGGGCUGCGAACCCGCCCACCCUGCGCCACUCGGGCGCGGCUCCGGACCUACAGGAGUACAUGAUAGACGGUUGCACGGCAGUGGACGACCUGAUAUUUGCCGGUUUGCACGCCUCUCUUGAUCAACAAGUCCUGGAAAUCCUCAAUGACCAAGACUCCCUAGCCCUCCAGCGCGACCGAGCCCUGCGAGAGGCUAUGGCCAAGGCGAAUGAGAUGCUCGAAGGCGACGAUGAUAGUAGUAGUAGCACCGCGGAAGAGGAAUACGCCGCCACGGAAACUGAAGAAAACCACCCGACGGCCGCAACGCACGAAGAAGCCGCGCCGGCCGCCAGCGCGGCUGCGGAAGACCUUGAUGGCGCCCCAGACGACGACGUGCUGGCAGCCACCGUCCUCGAACUUCCUCCCGGACUCAAGGCCGCCGUCCAGUCCCUGCCCCAGCAGCUGGACCCGGAUGAACCGCUCCGGCCAGUCGGCCGAGUCCUGCAUCAAGUCGAACAAAUGCUCACCGUCCAGUCCGCCACCGGUAAUGCCAUCCUGGAACUGGCCACUCUCUGCGUCGACACCCAGCGACGGGUUGUAGGCUACAUUGUUGACACCAUGGGCCCCACCUGUGCCCCAUUCUAUGUUGUCCAGCUCACCACCGCGACCGCGAAAGCGGGAGACGAACUCUUCGCCGUCGCCUCCGCCAAAGUCGCGGCCGUCGAGAGCAGAGAGCGUUGGUCGGAUGACGAGGACGACCCUCUCGAGGAAGGCGCCCCUCCUCGACCCAGUCCUCCUGCUCGAGCCAGUCCUGCCACGCGCACCAGACAAAAGCAGGAACGCGGCCACGAACGCGGGAAACAACACAAAGCCCGACCCCACUCGUCCGCCCCAGCCUGGCAACAAUCCCCGUUCGUCCGUGCGCUGCCUCCACCUCCGCCACCGCCGCGACCCUUCCCGUAUCCGUCUCAGCCUUACUUCCAACCCGCGCAGUACCAGUACCAACAACCAUACGUGCCCGGAGCCCCAAUGGCCGCGAUGAUGGGCGCCCCGAUGACUGGGACCCCCAUGGCCGGAACCCCCGUCGUCGCAACGCUGCCAGACGGGACACCGAUCCUAGUCAACAUGCCGCCCCAGCAGCUGCUGCCACAGCCAUCUCCAUCCUACCCCUAUCGGUAA